UUUUACAAAAAGUCUUGGGAUGAUCAUUUUGCUAUUAACAAUAAUUUAAAUGUUGGUGAAGCACCUGAAUGGCAUCCUAGCGAUAUUAUAGAAGGUACUGUUGAAUCUUUGCUGGAUGAAAUUCGGAAUUUUUUGGAAGCUCUUCAAAAUAAACUCCCAAAUAAUGAAUAA
This is a messenger RNA of Funneliformis caledonium, 171 nucleotides long. The record is from the annotation of a GenBank genome assembly. Lineage: Eukaryota; Fungi; Glomeromycota; Glomeromycetes; Glomerales; Glomeraceae.